Salvia miltiorrhiza (redroot sage) is the source of this 2278-nucleotide messenger RNA. Its product is annotated as peptidyl-prolyl cis-trans isomerase CYP65. Gene Ontology annotation, biological process: protein polyubiquitination; protein peptidyl-prolyl isomerization; protein folding. The record is from RefSeq and is a predicted model, not a curated record. Gene Ontology annotation, molecular function: ubiquitin-ubiquitin ligase activity; peptidyl-prolyl cis-trans isomerase activity. Gene Ontology annotation, cellular component: catalytic step 2 spliceosome. The coding region runs from base 359 to 2134 and encodes 591 amino acids. The transcript has 11 exons. Lineage: Eukaryota; Viridiplantae; Streptophyta; Magnoliopsida; Lamiales; Lamiaceae.
ACCUGCGUGAAAAAAGUGUAAGCUAAACAGUAAAGAGUAGAAUCGCCUCGCCUCGCUCCAAAAUUUGCAAGGUAAUAACGAUAAACGAAUUUUUAGGGCUACCAAAUUGGGCAGUGAAUCUGAAUUUGGAUAAAAAUUCGUUUAUCGUAAAUUGGGGCAGUGAAUCUGAAUAUUGGACCACCCCUCUCCGCCGUGUCGCCGGCCGCCACACCAGAUUUUAGCUGUCGUUCCCGCCCCCUUCCUCUCGGACAUUCUUCUCAAAGCAUUCCAAAUUCGAACUCUGUUAUUCUCCCAAGUUUGUCAACUGAAUCCUAACCUAGUCCUUGAGCGAUCAGAUUUUGAGUUCAAUACUGUAAAAAUGGGGAAAAAGCAGCACAGUAAAGAUCGGAUGUUCAUAACGAAAACGGAGUGGGCCACCGAGUGGGGCGGCGCCAAGUCCAAAGAAUUCGGAACCCCGUUCAAACGGCUCCCUUUCUAUUGCUGCGCACUUACGUUUACGCAGUUUGAAGUUCCCGUUUGCACUUCAGAUGGCAGUGUAUUUGACAUCAUGCACAUAAUACCAUAUAUCAACAAGUACGGGAGACAUCCUGUAACUGGAGCGCCAUUGAAGAAGGAGGAUUUGAUUCCACUCUCUUUCCACAAGAACCAAGAAGGAGAGUAUCAUUGCCCUGUUCUAAAUAAAGUUUUUACGGAGUUCACGCACAUAGUUGCUGUUAAAACUACGGGAAAUGUGUUCUGUUACGAGGCCAUUAAGGAGUUAAACAUUAAAACUAAGAACUGGAAGGAGCUUCUCACCGACGAACCAUUUGCUAGAGAAGACAUUAUAACCAUUCAGAAUCCGAAUGCACUGGAUACCAAGGUUCUUGUGGACUUUGAUCAUGUCAAGAAGAACUUAAAAAUUGACGAUGAAGAGUCAAAGAAAAUGGAAUCUGACCCAUCUUACAACAUAAAUGUUAUUGGGGAUAUAAAGCAAAUGCUUAAGGAGCUUGGAACUGAAAAGGCAAAGGAGAUUGCAUUACAUGGUGGAGGAGGAAGCAAGGCAAAAAAUGAGAGAGCUGUUGCUCUUGCGGCCAUUUUAGAAGCUAGAUCACGUAUCAAGGAUGACAAUGAAUCAAAGAGUGACGAGAAGCCCAAGCAGGGAUUCAGUAUUGUGGAUGCUGCAUCUGCAUCAGUCCAUGGAAGAAGCGCUAAUGCUGCAAGAUCUGAUGCUAGUAACAAAACUGCUGCUCGCAUAGCAAUGCACAUGGCCGGUGAGAGGACACCAGUAAACGCAAAGCUGGUUAAAAGUCGUUUCACAACUGGUGCUGCUUCACGAUCUUUCACUUCUACGUCUUAUGAUCCUGUCACCAAAAAUGAAUAUGAAUAUGUUAAAGUUGAGAAAAAUCCAAAGAAGAAAGGUUAUGCACGGCUGCAAACAACACAUGGUGAUUUGAACAUUGAGCUGCACUGUGACAUCACUCCAAGGACGUGUGAAAACUUCAUUACUCUUUGUGAGCGUGGUUAUUAUAAUGGAGUAGCUUUUCAUAGAAGUAUAAGAAACUUCAUGAUUCAAGGUGGUGAUCCUACGGGAACUGGGAGAGGAGGUGAGUCAAUUUGGGGCAAGCCCUUCAAAGAUGAACUCAACUCCAAGUUAGUUCAUUCUGGACGAGGUGUUGUUAGCAUGGCAAAUACCGGUCCUCAUACAAAUGGUUCACAAUUUUUCAUCUUGUACAAGUCUGCAAAGCAUUUGAACUUUAAGCACACAGUUUUUGGAAUGGUUGUUGGAGGUUUGACAACGCUUUCAGCAAUGGAGAAAGUACCUGUUGAUGACGAUGAUCGACCUUUGGAAGAGAUCAAGAUUAUUAGUGCCGAUGUGUUUGUGAAUCCUUAUGCUGAAUCUGAUGAUGAGGAGGAAGGGAAGGCAAUCGAAGAAGACAAAGACAUUAAGGAUGAAGAUAAUGAAAAGAUCGGGUCAUGGUACAGCAAUCCAGUUACUAGUUCAGAUAUGGGUGCGGUUGGCAGUGGAGUUGGAAAGUACUUGAAAGCAAGGAUGAGUCAGCCUGCUCUGGAUGGUGAUUUGCCAUCUGGGUCUCUAGGAAAGAAGAGAAAACUGGGAGGCUCAGGCGGGCAACUUAAGGAUUUUUCUUCUUGGUGAGCUUCGUAUUUAUUUUGCAACUCAUCGAUCCCUUCAUAUACUCACAUCAUCAUGUAACAAAUUCAGCUUACUGCUUGGUGAAAUCCACAAAGUAUGUAUUAUUUGGAACUUCAGUUUUAGAUUUUGGUGAAAUCCUUAACAAUA